AACAAUCUUCACACGCGCAACGUAACAAGAUGAGAAAAUUUUGCUUGAAUCCUAAAACGCCGUCGUUUUCAUUACACCGCAACACUUCAUCUUCAAUUUCAAGUUCAUCCUCCACUACAAUACCGUCGAUCAGAAAAGCUACAGCACACGUAGAAGCAGCAGAAUCGCUUAUCCUAAAAUGGAACUCUGAAACUUCCGAUUAUGCGAAAUUAACUUCCCUCUUCUACAACGACAAAAACGAAGCCAUUCAAUAUAUUGACUGCGUAAACAACCUUCAAAAAGCAAUGCAUUCAUUACUCAAACACGAUCCAUCGUCUCCAAAACUCAUCAAAGCAAAAAAGCUAAUGGAAAUCGCCAUGAACAGGCUCCAAAAAGAGUUCUACCAGAUAUUAUCCAUGAACCGAGCCUACUUAGACUCUGAAUCCGUCUCCGUGAGAUCCUCUAGCACUUCCUUGUGUUCUUACGAGGAGGAUGGAAUACAGGAAGAAGACGAUUUCGGCGAAGCAGAGAAUUGUAUCUCUGAAGUCGAACGUGUUUCUUCCGAUGCUGUUGAUGAUUUGAGAAUUAUUGCUGAUUCUAUGGUUUCUAACGGUUAUGGAAAAGAAUGCGUAAAGAUUUACACUACAGUGAGAAAAUCGAUUGUUGAUGAAGGAAUUUAUAAACUCAAUGUAGAGGAAAGAAGCUUCUCCAAGUUGAAUAAGAUGGAUUGGGAAGUUCUAGAGAUGAAAAUCAAUAGUUGGUUAGAGGCUUUAAAGAUCUCAGUAAGAACACUCUUCGCCGGAGAGAGAAUCCUCUGUGAUCGAAUUUUCGCUGCUUCGAGAUCUGUCGGAGAAGCUUGUUUUGCUGAGAUUUCUAGAGAUGGAGCUACUUUGCUUCUCCGAUUUCCUGAAUUUGUUGUCAAAACAAAGAAAUCGAAGCCGGAGAAGAUUUUCCGUUUGCUCGAUAUGUACACCGCAAUCACGGUGUUGUCACCGGAUAUUGAAUUGAUCUUCUCGUUCAAUUCAACCUCCGGUAUUAAAUCUCAAGCUUAUGAUUCGCAAAAUCGAUUAAUGGAGUCUAUAAGAAAUAUUCUCUCCGAAUUCGAGUACACAAUCCUGAAGGAUUCUUCCAAAUUGGUGGCAAAUUUUGGCGGUGUUCAUUCCCUGACAAAGCGAACAAUGCAGUACCUAACUAGUCUUGCAGAUUAUAGCAAUGUCCUUUCUGAAAUAUUCUUGGAUGUUCUUCCGUCGUCAAAGUCUCUGUUGUCGGAAUCUUACUUAUACAGUCCAGAAUUAUCCCAAAACUCGACGGAAAAUGUGACGGGAUUUUCUGUUCAAAUGAUGUGGUUGAUUCAGGUUCUUCUUUGCAAAAUCGAUGUCAAAUCGAAGCAAUGCAAGAAUGUAUCUUUGUCUUACUUAUUUCUGGCAAACAAUCUUCGGCACAUUGUGGAGAAGGUCCGAUCGUCAUACUUGCAAUAUAUUCUUGGCGACGAUUGGUUAUUGAAGCACAUAGCGAAGGUGAAACAGUUUAUGGAAAACUAUGAGAGAGUAGCAUGGGGCGAAGUAUUUUCGUCAUUGCCAGAAAAUCCAAAGGCGGCGUUAUCAGUGGCAGAGGCGAGGGAGGUGUUUAUGAAAUUCAAUUUGGAAUUAGAGAAGGCUUAUAGAAAACAAAGUCCAUUUGUUGUGCCAGAAUCAAAAUUUUGUGAUGAAACAAAAGCAUCUCUAGCGAGAAAAAUAGUUCCAAUUUAUCGCGAAUUGUAUGAUAGGCACUAUAUUAUGGCCGGCAACGUUAGGGAAAUGAUGGAAUAUGUCAAAUUUAUCCCUGAAGACGUUCAUAAUUACCUUAUGAAUCUCUUCUGUGGGGUAAGAGCUUAGACAUUGCAGUUAGACUAGAGUGAGCUCUUUUUCUAUAGUA
Molecule: messenger RNA, 1893 nt
Organism: Trifolium pratense (red clover)
Lineage: Eukaryota; Viridiplantae; Streptophyta; Magnoliopsida; Fabales; Fabaceae
Product: exocyst complex component EXO70H1-like
Exons: 1
Coding region: 30-1853 (607 amino acids)
Biological process (GO): exocytosis
Cellular component (GO): exocyst
Molecular function (GO): phosphatidylinositol-4,5-bisphosphate binding
Source: RefSeq, a predicted model, not a curated record